Labeo rohita (rohu) is the source of this 2498-nucleotide messenger RNA. RefSeq names its product phosphorylase kinase, gamma 1b (muscle) (gene phkg1b). The record is from RefSeq and is a predicted model, not a curated record. Gene Ontology annotation, cellular component: phosphorylase kinase complex. Gene Ontology annotation, molecular function: ATP binding; phosphorylase kinase activity; calmodulin binding. Lineage: Eukaryota; Metazoa; Chordata; Actinopteri; Cypriniformes; Cyprinidae. Gene Ontology annotation, biological process: glycogen biosynthetic process; protein phosphorylation. The transcript has 10 exons. Bases 389 to 1573 code for a protein of 394 amino acids.
ACGAAGCUGACAUCACUUAUUUAUAGCAAACGCUUCUGGACCGAAAACUGGACUGGUGCACUAUAAAGGUUAUAUAAAGAAACGACAGAAAAGCAAUUAACUUCUAAGGCGUUUUGUUCUUGAGGGUGUUGUAACUAAGCGACGCCUGUUAUGGGUGAGCAGAAGUAUGAAUUAUGAGCUUCUAUAAAUACUAAAGGACGAGCCGCUAUAAAAGUGAGUGAACUCAGUUAGUUCAAGAGUAGACUCUUUUGUUUCCUGUUUCCACCACGAAUUAUGGUGGAAACAAUUUGACCCAUGACUAAGUAAAAUACUAUACGUGUUUGUGUAUGGGAUCAACUUUAAAAGGACAAGGAAUCUGAAGUACAGCACUGGAUAUCUGGAUAUCAGGAUGACAAAAGAGGAGGAAAACCCAGAGUGGGUUGGUGGUCAAGAAUUUAAUGACAAAUAUGAACCAAAGGAGAUAUUAGGACGAGGUGUGAGCAGUGUAGUUCGCCGAUGUGUGGACAAACUGACUGGUCAGGAAUAUGCGGUAAAGAUUAUAGACAUCACACCAUCAGACAAAAUGACACCUCAAGAGAUAGAAGAAAUCCAGCAGGCCACUGUGAAAGAGAUCGACAUUCUUCGAAAAGUGUCUGGACAGAAAAACAUAAUUCAACUGAAGGAUUGCUUUGAAUCAAAGGCUUUCUUCUUUUUGGUAUUUGAUCUGAUGAAGAGAGGAGAACUCUUUGAUUACCUCACAGAAAAAGUCACUCUAAGUGAGAAAGAGACAAGAAAGAUUAUGCGAGCUCUUCUGGAGGUGGUCGAGUAUCUUCACACCCACAAUAUAGUCCAUCGUGACCUGAAACCAGAGAACAUUCUGUUAGAUGAUGAUUUGAAUAUCAAACUCACUGAUUUUGGCUUCUCGAUCCAGAUUGAGCCUGGACAAAGACUGAACGAGGUUUGUGGGACACCAGGUUACUUGGCUCCAGAAAUCAUUGAGUGUUCCAUGGAUCCCAACCAUGCUGGCUAUGGGCCUGCUGUUGACUUGUGGAGCGCAGGAGUGAUCUUCUACACUCUUUUGGCUGGAUCUCCACCUUUCUGGCACAGGAAACAAAUGCUGAUGCUUCGAAUGAUUCUCGCAGGAAGCUACGAAUUCGCCUCUCCGGAAUGGGACGACCGAUCGGACACUGUCAAAGACUUGAUUUCCAGGUUAUUAGUUGUGGACCCGCAAAGCCGCUACACAGCCACAGAAGCCCUCAAUCACCCGUUCUUCCAACAGUACGUGGUUGCGGAAGUACGUCAUUUCAGCCCUUACAGAAAAUUCAAGGUUAUUUGUAUGACCGUACUUGCUGCCAUGCGUAUCUACUGCAACUAUCGUCGUGCUAAACCUGUCACGAAGGAAGUGAUCCGCAGCGACCCGUACGCCAUCAAACCUCUACGCAAGAUGAUCGACGCGUGUGCCUUUAAAAUCUACGGCCACUGGGUGAAGAAAGGGCAAACUCAGAACAGAGCAGCUUUAUUUGAGAACACUCCAAAAGUUAUUCUGCUCUCCAUUGCAGCUGAGGAGAUGGAUGGAUCAUCCAGGACUUGGUGAGGGUUCAUUAUCUCCGAAUAAUCCCAGAUACCACAAUUUACCUCAGUAGCACGUUGAUAUUGGUCCAAAAAUACACCUCUACUGCUCGACAGCAUAUUUCCUACUUGUUUACACAGUGAGAAGGAAAUAACAAUGCUAAAAAUGUACAACUGAGACCUGAAGUAUUUAAUAUGUGUGGUAUUAUUUAAUACAAUUACAUUUUUAUUCUAUUUUAAAUAUAUGACGUUAUUUACAUUUUAUAUCUAAAUGAUUUCAGUAACCAUAAAGAAAGGCUAAAAAAAAAACAGAAAACUAUAAGAUUAAGAUGAUUUUAAUUUCACAGUAUUUUGUCUAAAAAAGCAGAUAUAACACUGAAUUCCAAAAGUUUGUGUCUCCACAGGAGAAAUACAGUAUCAAUCCCAUAAUGCACUGGCAUCAACUCUUAAACAUAUUGGCUCUUAAAGCUCAGUUUUUUUCUGUUUUGCAUUUGAGCCCAUAGCACAGCGGAAGCCCAGGUUAUCAGAGGCCGAAUCUGGUGUGUUUCCCAUCCUGCAUGUGAGAAUAUAAAAAUAAGUUUUUAUGUAUCACAUUCUCAUAAACUGCUGUUGCAAUUGUUGACAGGAAUUGGAACUGUUAAAUCAAUUGCAUAAUGAAUAAUAAAAGCCUAAUAAAAGUUGACUUUGAAUCAUAUGAAUGUAGCAGGAUGGAGCAUGACUGACCUAGUGGUGACACGAGCUCUGUGAUUGGCUGAGCCAUCAGCCGUGUCGAUCCAGGAUGCUCCGCGCAGGACGUACAUGGUUUGAGCACCAGGAAAACGUGAGGAGGUCCAUUCCCAGACAUUACCCAGCAUGUCAUAUAGUCCUGGAACAAGAAACAACAACAACAACAGUGUCGGUAAAGAACUGGAGAUGAAAUAUGACGUGGUGUGUGAAGAAAAUAAGGAAAA